AUGAUAUCGAACAUUUUUUAUAAGCUACAAAUAAUAAUCCUUUUAUUCUUUGUGCUUGACAGUUCUGCCCUUGCAUGCAUUCAUGCUUUCAUUGGCAAACAGGACACCAUUAAUCAAGCCACCGAGCAACGUUUUGAUUCCGUUAACCAGCGUUUUACCAGCAUCAAAGCUACCUUGAAGGAACUCCUCAACAUCUUCAAGUCUCAACCUGCCCAGGACUCUUCUGGUCAGCCCUCCAACCACUCUUUCGUUAGCCCUGACACUCAAUCUCCUCGUCAAGCCUCCACAUCUGACGAAACCAAACCCAAACCCCCCUGGGCUGCCAUCGCAAGCAAACCUACUGCCCCCCUCACAAAUCGUAAGCGCCAAGCCUUGCAUCGUGCCUUCAAUCCACCCGCCAACGACUCCACUCAAACCGGUUCCUACACCUUUGUCUACAUCUCUCACCCCCGUCGUAUGAACCGUGCCCAAAUUAGAUCGAAGUUUCGCGAAGUUUCGAUUGACAAUCUCCACGUUCUAGACGUCAACUUCCCGGCUCGUAACACCAUUGGUGUUCUUUUGCAUGAAGCCUACCUCACUAAGUUCAAAUCGAAGCUUCUGGACUCCCACUUGCUCCAGGAUUUCCAUCCCUUGGAUCACCAUCACAUUGCUGGUCGUAAGUACCAAGAUCACUCUGAAGAGCCUUGCAUCCAGCUGGCCAAAUCUCUCCAUCAAGACCGCUGCAUCCGCUCUCUCUAUCUCAUCCGUGCCCGCCUAGUCCCCGCCGGUGUUGCUAAAUACUUCGUUCGUAAAGGAUGGGUAUCUAGCCACGUUGCUCAAGAUAUCAUCAACCAAAGACUCCCUUGUCCCGCUAAGAGACGUCCUGCUCCUCAACCUGCUGUUACUCACACACUUCAAGCCUCCCAAUCUUCUGGUUUCCUUGCUCAAACCUCCCUCACUCCCGGUUCUGAUUCUCGGGUCCCUCCUAGCCCCACACUUCAAGAUUGA
This is a messenger RNA of Mucor velutinosus, 987 nucleotides long. RefSeq lists its product as uncharacterized. The coding region runs from base 1 to 987 and encodes 328 amino acids. The record is from RefSeq and is a predicted model, not a curated record. NCBI's taxonomy places the organism in Eukaryota, Fungi, Mucoromycota, Mucoromycetes, Mucorales, Mucoraceae. The transcript has a single exon.